UCCUCAACAUUGCACUGCACACUCACUUCAAGAUGAGCGUCAGAGUUGUAGCCCGGGUUCGACCUCUUCUCAAGUCAGAGCUCGAAAAAGAUCAGAUUGUUACCAGCCAUGCCGUGACAGAUGGUGGACCAACAAUUGUCAAAAUACCCAACCCCAAGAACUUCGCCGAAGAGUUCAGUUUCCAAUUCAACAGUGUCUAUGAGCAGGAAUCUACUCAGCAAGAACUAUUUGAAGCUGAAGUCGCACCAACCAUCAAACACCUCUUCCUCGGCUACGAUGUCACAAUUUUCGCAUAUGGCUCGACUGGUACCGGGAAGACGCACACAAUGCGUGGUGGAAAAUCACUGGCAGACCGGGGCAUGAUUCCACGAAUGCUCAGCAACAUAUACAGAAAGAGUAGAGCUCUGGAGAAAAGCACCAACGGCGACACGAAUGCAACAGUUUCAAUGAGCUACUACGAAAUAUACAAUGACCGAGUGUAUGACCUUUUCGAGCCGCCGGACAAGCGAACACCAACGGGUCUACCCAUCAGAGAGGCUGAAGGUGGCAAGACCGUCGUUGUUGGGUUAACAGAAGUUCCCUGUGGUUCGCUGAAAGAUUUCGAGAUCCUUUACGACAAAGCCAACGCCAACCGUAGUACUGGAGCCACCAAGCUCAACGCUCAUUCAUCUCGCUCACACGCCAUUCUAUGUGUCAAACUAACGGUUACAAGUCCAACGGAAACAAGAGUCAGCAUGGCGUCUGCUAUUGAUCUGGCUGGCUCGGAGGACAAUCGUCGGACCGGAAAUGGCAAGGACAGAAUGGUCGAGUCUGCAAGCAUCAACAAGUCACUCUUCGUACUCGCUCAAUGUGUGGAAGCCAUCGGAAAGAAACAACAUCGCAUUCCGUAUCGAGAAUCCAAAAUGACCCGGAUUCUGUCACUCGGACAGAACAAUGGCUUUACUGUCAUGAUCCUCAAUCUAGCGCCCGUCAAAGCAUUCCACCUCGACACGUUAAGUUCGUUGAACUUUGCCAAUCGCACAAAGAAGAUCGAAGUUCGCGAGGUCGAGAAUGAUCCCGUCUUUAAAGGUCCACCGCGACAAGUUCCUGGAGCGUCUCUAGGUGGUCCAACAAUACAACGCCAGCCACUUCGGCCGCUCACACACAGCAUCAAUGUGAAUCUGAUAGCCAACAAGGACGCCCCCAGCAAGAAUGAGAAACCACCAAAAGCAUUUUCUGUGUACUCCGAUCGCUACAAGCCCUCCAUCCCAAAGCCAGUGCCGCAGAAAUCUCCACCCUUGAAACGCACAGCAGACAUCGCCUUCAGCGGCUCCUCUCGACCAGCCAAAGCCUCUCGGCCAACACCAAGCUUCAUUCGCCGUGCACCGGAACCAGCCAAUCUGACAAAGGCGUCAAUUGAAACUCUUGUAGAGCAAAAAGUAUCCGAGAUUCUGGCUGCGCGUGCUUUGAACGCUCCUGAUCCUCAACCCACAAAGACGAUAUCUGAAGAAGUCCAACGCCGUCUGGACAGCAUCGAGAAACGUCUCGAAGGACAAGAAGGAGAGCGUGCGGAAGGCCUGAGUUAUCUAUUUAUGGCAAAACAACAUCAAGCUCGCGGCGAAGAUGGCAGUGCGUUGAAGAUGUACGAGUUGGCACGACCUUACUUCCCCGACAAUCAAAAGCUGGCCAGCAAGAUAGAGAGAUUGAGGGAGAGGAUGGCUCGGAAACGAGAUGAAGACGAAGAGUCAAGCCUUAGGUCCAAGGAGACAGUGGUGAAGGAUACCAGUGCCCGGAGUCGGAACAACGCGCACGACGACGACGACGACGACGACGACGACGAGAGCUACCAUGAUGACGGCGAAGGCGACGGCGAAUCAGCGUACAACGACUACGAUGAGGAGGAUUAUGAGGAUGACGGCUUUCGGCGCGCAGGUCGGUCGAGGAAACUCGCCAAGGCGAAACGGGAGCGGAAACAUGUCUCUUCGCCAGAUCCAAUCGGUCAUCAGGACGGCGAUAUUGGCGUCUUGACUCCCCGCACAAAAUAUCUCAUCGACGUGCUCAAUAGCCGAGAUGUGACGAGGAUCAAGUCUCUGAGUGGUCUUGGAGCGAAGAGGGCAGAGGGCAUCGUCGACUUUCUCCACGGAGAUGGCAAUAAUGAUGACGGUUGUGAAGGUGCUGGCGGUGGCAUGAUUCUACAUUCUUGGAACGAUUUGACGAGGCUACGUGGUGUAGGGAAGAAGACUCUCGAGACCAUGAGGGAAGGUGUUGUUGUAUGAUUGUAUGGUGGCCGACUCUUCUGUUUUUUCUCCUCGCGGCGGUGUUGAUAUCAUUUUCUUGAUUCUAUUCGGCAUAGCGAGGAGCGUUGGAAUUGGCCGGCGGUAUUGCUUCGGUGGUGAAAAUGCACUGAUGUUGAUAUCCAUAACCUAGGGGGCUUUUCUCUCUCUCGUCGAGUACCUUGUGCUUCCAGACACACUUUGAUGUCACUGCUUUUAUUGUUGACGGUAUUUUUGACAGUAAUCUUU
This is a messenger RNA of Exophiala oligosperma, 2501 nucleotides long. RefSeq lists its product as uncharacterized. Lineage: Eukaryota; Fungi; Ascomycota; Eurotiomycetes; Chaetothyriales; Herpotrichiellaceae. Gene Ontology annotation, biological process: mitotic spindle organization; microtubule-based movement. The record is from RefSeq and is a predicted model, not a curated record. Bases 33 to 2255 code for a protein of 740 amino acids. The transcript is spliced from 2 exons. Gene Ontology annotation, molecular function: microtubule binding; ATP binding; microtubule motor activity.